Messenger RNA from Betta splendens (Siamese fighting fish), 1259 nucleotides. RefSeq names its product NIPA magnesium transporter 1 (gene nipa1). Gene Ontology annotation, cellular component: membrane. Lineage: Eukaryota; Metazoa; Chordata; Actinopteri; Anabantiformes; Osphronemidae. Gene Ontology annotation, molecular function: magnesium ion transmembrane transporter activity. Bases 70 to 1011 code for a protein of 313 amino acids. The transcript is spliced from 5 exons. Gene Ontology annotation, biological process: magnesium ion transport. The record is from RefSeq and is a predicted model, not a curated record.
GCUGCACAUGCGCAGUGGCUCCUCUCCUACACAAACCAGGAAGUCAGACACUGAUAUUGUGCAGUUGUCAUGACUUUUGUCUCUGGAACAAGCGCUGCUCCACUUCCAGUUUCUGGAAUAGUCAUAGCCGUAAUAUCAAGUUUUAUCAAUGGGUCGACAUUUGUGCUUCAGAAAAAGGGAAUAUUGCGCUCUCGCGACAGAGGAGUGUCGUACCUUAGAGAUGUGGUGUGGUGGAGUGGAACAAUGGCCAUGAUUGUUGGCCAAAUUGGUAAUUUCCUGGCGUACAAUGCGGCCCCUGCUGUGAUAGUCACACCACUAGGAGCACUUGGAGUGUUAUUUGGGGCAGUGUUGGCUACUUGGGUCCUGAAGGAGCAUUUAAAUAUUCUGGGGAAGCUGGGGUGUGUUUUGUGUUGCUGUGGCUCUGUUGUGCUCAUCAUCCAUACGCCUAAAGCACAGGCAGUGACGUCCAGACUGGAGCUUGAGGAAAGGCUACUGGACCCAGUGUUUCAAACAUAUGCUUUGCUUGUGGUGGUGCUGCUGUUUGCGCUCAUUGUGUGGGUGGCACCAGUUCACGGCUCAUCCAACAUCAUGGUGUACGUCGCCAUAUGCUCCCUGUUGGGAAGCUUCACAGUUCCGAGCAGCAAAGGACUCGGCCUGGUGGGACAGGAGGUGUUUGAUGAUGGGCCGUCGGGCAGCAGAGCUCGGACCCUCUUCCUGGGCUUGCUGGGGACGCUGGCCGUCAGUAUUCUGACACAGUUCUUCUUCAUCAAUAAGGCCCUGGAGUGUUUCACCUCCAACAUGUUUGAAGCCCUCUACUAUGUGACCUUCACAUCAACUGUGAUUCUUGCUUCUGCUCUUCUCUUCAAGGAGUGGACUGCUUUAACUAUAACAGACAGCCUUGCCAUGCUUUGUGGUUUUGCAACAGUGUGUGUCGGGGUUGUUUUACUCCGCAUUUCUCAAGAAGCUUUGAUUAUUUGGAAGAAGAAGGAGGCAGAGGAAAAGACAGACUGACAGAGAUGUCUUAUAUCGUCUAUCAUUUCUAAUAAACACAGUGUUUAUACUAUAUGUACUGUAAUAAUUUCAGUUUAAAUGGUCAGAGCUGCAGUAUAUUUUAUUCAGUGUGCCUAUUAAUUAUUCAGUCUAAUUCCAAAUGCAGAAUGUUUUUUUUCUAAUAGAGUUAUUUGUAAUGCUGAUACCUCAAAUGUGGACUUUGACUCAGUGGCUGAUUGUUUAAUAAGUGUAAUAAAAAUUUUAUUUGA